This is a messenger RNA of Haliotis rufescens (red abalone), 2184 nucleotides long. RefSeq names its product zinc finger protein 862-like. NCBI's taxonomy places the organism in Eukaryota, Metazoa, Mollusca, Gastropoda, Lepetellida, Haliotidae. The record is from RefSeq and is a predicted model, not a curated record. The transcript is spliced from 5 exons. Gene Ontology annotation, molecular function: protein dimerization activity. Bases 1 to 2184 code for a protein of 727 amino acids.
AUGCCACCUAAAAGAAAACAUCAGAAACUGCCUUCGGAACAAACCAUACUAAAAUUCUUUGGAAAUGAACAUGAUUCAGGAGAUGGGGGUGAUAAAAGCCACGGAGUUGACAAUGAUGGAGUUGACAGCGAAUGUCAUCACGAAAAGCAGAAUGCUAGUUCCGGUUGCAUCAACACGGGUAAAACCCUGAAGUUUCAACAAUCGUGGCUGACAAAGUACGCACCGUGGUUAAGACAUGAUGCAGAAAAUCAACUGAUGUACUGCAGUGUGUGUCGUGAACUGCGACUUGAUAAUGCCAUGGCAGUUGGAACCAACAACUUCAAGACAACGACUAUCACUCGACACAUCACUUCUGCAGACCACCAACGAUCUGUCGCUGCACCUUUCGAACAGAAAAAUCUAAAAGCUGCCGUGUCUGGGGCGAAAUCAAAGGAAGAACGGGCAAUCGUCACAUGUCUUAAAGUUGUCUACUGGAUGGCAAAAGAGGGAGUUCCAUUGUCGAAGUACGAAAGUUUACUGAGUUUAUUAAGUGAUCUCAAUACACCAAAUGUUGAAUCUCUGAGCGUCAACAAUCAUGUCACCUACGCCAGUUACAAGUCUGCCUGUGGAUUUCUAGAUGCAAUCUCGACGACUAUUGACAGAUCUGUGACCGAAACACUACACAAAUCCCCGGUCCUGACAAUAUUGACCGAUGAAAGCAUGGACACUGCCGUCCACAAUAAGUUGUGUAUCACUGCCCGAGUGAUAGAUCCACACACCAUGAUGCCAGCCACAAUGUUUUUGACAGAUCUAAGGAUAACCUCAGCAACUGGCAAAGGAAUAUUUGAUGCCAUCCAGGGUCAUCUUGCGGAAAGGAAGAUUCCGAUCAUGAAAGUAUCAGGAUUAGGUACGGAUGGAGCAUCUGUGAUGACUGGAAGAAAGGAGGGGCUUACUGGCCAAUUUCUGAAAGUAAACCCGCACAUCAUAAACACGCACUGCUCUGUUCAUAAAGUAGCACUUUGUUCAGAACAGGCAGCCGAUCAAGUUCCAGGAAUGAAGUACUACCAGAUUAUUCUUGAAUCCAUAUUCUAUUACUUCAAGAAGUCAGCGUUAAGGGUGGACAACCUGUCAGCAGUGCAAAAGCUUCUCAAUGAACCAACACUGAAAUGUAGAGAAGUCCAUCAAGUCAGAUGGCUUAGCUUCUUUCAAGCCCUGGAAGCCAUAUACAGGACAUUAGAUUCUCUCCUCUCUUACUUUAGCACAGCAAGUGACGCAAAAGCACAGGGCCUUAAAAAGAAAAUUGGACAAGAUUUCUUCAUAAGCAUUACCUAUGCCCUCAUGGACAUACUUCAACCUAUCAUGAAGAUGACUUUAUUCUUCCAGCGGAAGGAUAUCGAUAUUGGCAGUGUUCAGGCAGUGAUUGAUUCCUGCAUUAGAGACGUUAGAGCACUCUUGGAGCCAGAGGUUGAUGGGGAAGGACUGCCAAAACCAACAUUCAUGCACCAGCUGAAGACCCAUCUAUGUGAUGGGUUUUUCAAAGGGAAUCAUGCAAUCAAGAAAUCCUCCUUCAGUUUCGAGAAGACCAGAGUGGACUUCAUUAAAGGUCUCAUCGACAACAUCAACAAGAGAUUCCCAGACAAGCAACUCAUGACAAGUAUGUGUGUCUUUGGCAUGAGACCUGUUACCUUCUUGUCUGAGGAGGAGCUCUCUGAGUGGGGCAAUGAGUCCCUUGAUGUUCUUCUUGAUCACUUUGCUGUUGACAAAAGUCACACUUUCAAGGAUGUGUCUGGACAGAAGACAUCAGUCAGCCCAGCGAUUAUCAACAGAGAGGAGAGUAAGAAGGAGUGGACGAAGCUCAAACAAGUUGUGAGAGUUCAAGGGUAUCCCAGACACUCCACCAGUGCUCUGUGGGGCUUGGUUCAGCAGUACCAUUCUGCUGACUUUCCCAAUAUGUUGAAGCUGGCAUCAUUGGUUUUAACACACCCUGUUCAUACAUCUGACUGUGAGAGAGCUUUCUCUGCACAAAAUCUAGUAACAACACCCCUCAGAAAUAGGCUAUCAGCAGAACACUGUGACAGAUUAAUGCGUGUCAUGAUUCAGGGGCCACAGUUGACAAAAUUUAAUUUCAAUUCUGCUUUGAUUGAGUGGAGAGGGCAAAAAGAACGAGCAAUCUUCCGGCAGAAAACGUGCACAGACAGUUGCUGA